AUGACCGACCAGGCAUCCCCUACUGCCAAGGCGCCUGCGACGGCUAGCAAAUCCCCGUCCACAUCCCCCAAGGGAUCGGACGCGGGAUCGCCCAAGGAGGGCUCCCCCAGGGCCGCCGCAACGAUUGCGGGAAUCCUUCCCGCCCAACACUGGGUCGAUACGGCAGAGGAGCAAGAGGUGGACAGCACCGACGCCGAGUCAAUCGGGAGCAUCGGCACCUCAACCGAAUCUCUCACCGCCAGCAUCCUCGAGUACCGCAAGAUUCACGGCAGGACGUAUCACAGCGAGAUCGGAAAUGCAAGCUACUGCGACUUCGCCGAUGACCAUCCUAAUAUUCAAGUUAUCGGAACCGAUAUUUCUCCUAUUCAGCCUGCCUGGGCCCCGCCAAACUUGAAGUUUGAAAUCGAGGAUUGCACUCGUCCUUGGACAUACGAGCCCGAGUCCUUCGACUACAUCCACAUGCGGUGGCUACUAGGUAGUAUCGGCAACUGGGAGGCCGCCUUUACCGAAGCUUAUAAAGCUCUGAAGCCCGGAGGUUGGUUAGAGAGCUUCGAGGCCUCCAAUAUCUGCGAAAGCGAUGACGACACUGUUGCCGAGACUUCCGCGCUGGGCCAAUGGGGCAAGAUCUUUCUCAAUUUCGGCGAGAGCAUCGGGAGGCCCUUUUCCAUUGUGCCUGACGAGACUCAGAAGAAGGCGAUGCAGGUAGCAGGCUUUGUCGAUAUCGAUGAGGCUAACUAUAAGACUCCCGUUGGAACCUGGCCCAAGGACCCGGCUCUCAAAGAGAUUGGUCAAUACGCACAGCUAGUCCUCGAGAAUGACACGGAAGGCUACAUCCUGUAUCCCGCGACCGCCAUUGGCUGGACGCCCCAAGAAGUUUCCGUUUUUGCAGCCCACGUCCGGAAGGCGAUCCGAUCGCCACAGAUCCAUUCGUAUUACCGCCAGAAGGUCGUCUGGGGACGUAAACCUGGAGGAGCAUAA
Molecule: messenger RNA, 978 nt
Organism: Scedosporium apiospermum
Lineage: Eukaryota; Fungi; Ascomycota; Sordariomycetes; Microascales; Microascaceae
Exons: 5
Coding region: 1-978 (325 amino acids)
Molecular function (GO): methyltransferase activity
Source: RefSeq, a predicted model, not a curated record